Lagenorhynchus albirostris (white-beaked dolphin) is the source of this 560-nucleotide messenger RNA. It is a transcript of the gene TMEM239, whose product is annotated as transmembrane protein 239. The transcript has 2 exons. The coding region runs from base 105 to 560 and encodes 151 amino acids. The record is from RefSeq and is a predicted model, not a curated record. NCBI's taxonomy places the organism in Eukaryota, Metazoa, Chordata, Mammalia, Artiodactyla, Delphinidae.
UGCAGGAAGAAACAUGACCUAAGUGGCUCUGCCCAGAGGUGCCAGGCAUCUCCAGGGCUGCUCCUGCAGCUGGCGUGGCUCUCUCCCCAGGUGCACCAGAGGUGAUGCAGCAGCCGCGAGCGGAGACGCAUGCCAUCGGGGCUGGUGAGGGGCCACAGCGUGCAGUGCCCUGGUCGGCCUGGGUCACGCGGGAGGGCUGGGUGCGCUGGUGCGUGUGCCAUGUGCCCCCAAGCUGGACACAGUGGUGGACCACAUCAGGCUGGCGGCAACCGCUGCAGCGUGUGCUGUGGGGUCUGGAGGGAAUCCUCUACCUGCUGCUGGUGCUGAUGCUGUGCCACGCGCUCUUCACCACCGGCUCCCACCUGCUGAGCUCCUUGUGGCCCGUGGCAGCUGCAGCGUGGCUCCAUCUGCUGCCGGCUGUCCUGCUGCUGGUGCUCAGUGCCCUCCCCGCCCUGCUUUUCACCGCCUCCUUCCUGCUGCUUUUCUCCACACUGCUGAGCCUCGUGGGCCUCCUCACCUCCAUGUCUCACCCAAGCCAUGCUCAGGACUUGGACCAAUAG